GAACCUGGUCACACUAAAACAUAUAUGUAAACAAAGAGAAAUUUUAGGAAACUGCGACUUUACCAUUUCAGCUGAUUUUUGUUUAUUUGAUUGCAUAUUAAACAAAACUAAAGAAAACACGAAACAAGCAAAAAACCGUUAGAAAGUAAAGUUUUUAAGAUUUUUCUACAAAGGGUAGCCUAACUGCUAUUUUAUUAAAAUCAAUAAACAUUGACAAUUAAAUAGGAAGACAGUUACACUCAAAGUGGAACUUGGAUUCCCUUAAUUAUAUUUCAAAUAGGUGUGUCAAUAAAACAGAAGUCACAUGGACUGCGCUCCUCUUAAUUUGGCCCACUUCCACGAGCGACGUUCGGAGCGGUUUAUCCGCAAUCAUCGCUAUGAGGAAGCUAUCAAGGCUCUGGAAACAUCUUUGAUUUACAUACAGGAUGCCCAGAAGAACGUUUGCCAGCCAAAGUCCAAGGAGGUCCUUGACACUUUAACGCUGGAUUUCCAAAGGAAACUUCGUCAGAUUGAAAUUAGAAAAACUCAACAUGGACUGAAGUUGAAUGACUUUGCUCCUUUGAAGGAAACCAGCCCCAUGCUGCCGCUCCGACCGGACAAUAGUGGAAGUGGAGGGCUGGUGUCGGCCCAAUCCGUUGCCAAGGCAAUUGACAAAACAGUUCAGGAUUUUGAUGCCAAGUUCACAUCUACGCUGGUGAAUAAGGCUCACUUGGCCACUUCUGAGCCCCAAAUAGAUACCGUCAAAUAUAUAGAACCAGUGGAAGGCGACGAAGAGGAUACAUUUCAGCAUCGCAUGACUGGCAGCGAGGAUCUGGACUUGCCCUCCCUUGCUCCCUUGGAGCUUCCCUCCUUUGACUAUAGCCUUUUUACCAGUUCUUCAGCCCCAUCACUGGCAAGCUUUGCCGUCUUCGCCGAGAGUUUCCAAAAGUAACUUAAAAUAUAGAUUAAUAAUAGUACUUAUGUUCUUAACCCAUAA
Molecule: messenger RNA, 976 nt
Organism: Drosophila ananassae
Lineage: Eukaryota; Metazoa; Arthropoda; Insecta; Diptera; Drosophilidae
Exons: 2
Coding region: 305-931 (208 amino acids)
Biological process (GO): autophagy
Source: RefSeq, a predicted model, not a curated record